UCUUUUUUAAACCAUCCACGGAGGUAGGGCUUAAAAAGUUUAAAAGAGUCCAAAAAAACAAAUCGAAUUCGCGUAAAUAGUUGGGAGGUUCCAAAUUACCAUGAUGAGCGGCGACUGAUGAAUGGAGGUGGAAGCAACAGGUCCGCCCCGGCUGCAUGCGGCGCCGAGAACGACGCGCGAUUUGGCGGGUGGCUGGCUUGGCUUAGUCGCUGCGCAACCAAAGUCGCGCAUGCAUGCCCGGCCGGCCUCGGCCAUCCAUCCAUCCGUCCGUCCCACGACCGCGCCUUGUGUCUCCGGCCAUCUCAUCCCCAUGCAUUCUCCGCCACCACCAUCCAUGCAGCAUGCGUUUGGGUUUGGGAUUGGUAGAUAGAUUCAUUCAGUUGCCUGCUGAGACUGGCAGCUGGAUCGAUUCCAAUUAGGACGGGCUGACUGACGACGGCGAUGGCCGCAAGCACGGCGCGGUGGCAGCUGCUGGCCGGCCAGGUGAAACGGCAGGCGUCGGGGUUCCUGCAGGACAAGUACAAGCAGGCGAGGCUGGCGCUGGGCGACGUGACGCCGGCAGAGCUGCUGGCCCAGGAGGCCACCAACAACGAGCCUUGCGUCCCCGACGCCAAGACGCUGGCGUGCAUCGCAGACGCCGCCUUCGACAUGGACGACCUGUGGAGGAUCGCCAAGGUGCUGCACCAGAGGCUGAGCCGCGCCGCCGACUGGAAGGAGUGGCGCCCCGUGUACAAGGCGCUGGUGGUGCUGGAGUUCCUGCUGACCCACGGCCCCGAGGACCUGCCCCGCGAGUUCCUGGCGGACGUGCGCGCCAUGCACGACCUCCGCAGCUUCCACUACGUGGACGACAAGGGCUUCGACUGGGGCGCCUGCAUGCAGCGCCGGACCGACAGCGUCCUGUCGCUGCUCACGGACGCCGACCGCCUCAGGGAGGCGCGGCGCAGGGUCUCCCACGAGGUGCACGGCGGCGGCGGGGGCUUCGGCAGCCCGACGUCGUCGUCCUCCCCGUCCUCGGCGUCGUCCUCCGCCUCCUCCAGGACCUCGCGCACCUGGUCCUUCGGCGGCGGCUCCCACUACUCCGACAGCCCUACCAUGUGCCUCACCUGCGCCCCCGACGCCGACUACCGCCACGACAAAAAAUGCGACGCCUACACGGCCGACGACGACUGUUGGGCCGCCUCGUCGAAUUACAAGAGCGGCAGCAGGUGGGCAGCCACAGUGGACGAAGGCGACGGCGAGGACCAGCAGCAGCACCAGGGGCUCAUGGACGACGCCUGGGACGCCCACUCGGUGAAGGACAGCACCAGCGGCACAUGGUCCGCCAGGUUGCUCGGUUCCUUGUCCUUGAGCACCAGCAGGGCCUCAGGCUUCCAGAGUCUGUCGCAACCGGAGCAGCGAAGGACAACCAAGAAGCUGCAGGGGCAGCUACAGUGCCAGGUUUCCGCCGAUUAUUCACGGCCUUGAUCGCUCGGUCGAUGAAUACUGCAAUUCUCUUUUUCUCUAGAUUAACCAUUGAUUUGACCGGCCUAUUACUGUAAUUUCUAUCUUUUUUCCCCUCCUAGCACAAUUAAGUUUCAUCUCAUCUUCUAUUUUUAUACUUUAUGAUAAGCAUGGAUACAAAAAAGGGACAAGACUUGCUCGCAAAUGUCCAUAAAUUUGUGCUUUAGU
Molecule: messenger RNA, 1668 nt
Organism: Zea mays
Lineage: Eukaryota; Viridiplantae; Streptophyta; Magnoliopsida; Poales; Poaceae
Source: RefSeq, a predicted model, not a curated record